AUGAAAACGGCGAGCGAUCGCGCCGAACGCGAGGCGGUGGAGUUGGUGAUGUGCUUGCGUCAAAGGGGGGUGGUGAAAGCGUUCGGGGCGGCGCAUAAUGUGCCGAAGCGAGAUUAUGCGUUGGCGGAACUGCGGUUGAAUAACAUCGAGGCGGAGAAGUUGUUGGCGCCGACGGAGAGCACGAUUAAGGGAAUUCGAGAUAAUUUCACGCGAUUGCUCGGCGUGGCGUACGUCGCGGGAUUGUACUUUUUGCAUCCGACGUUCGCGCAAGGCGCAGGAGUGGCGGCUUUCGCCGCGUUUUGCGCGACGUACGAUCAAAUCGCCUUCGGCGGCGGCGUCUCGGCGCUCGCGCUCGACACCGUCGCGCAAUCGACGUCGAAGGAGUACGUCACGCGAUUGCGUCGACACGAAGCGGCGCACUUUCUCACCGCGUAUCUCAUCGGGAUUCUUCCUAAAGGUUACACGUUGAGCUCGAUGGAUGCGUUCAAGACGUACGGUGCGUUUAACAUUCAAGCGGGUUGCGCGUUUUGCGACGGCGAGUUUCAGCGCGAAGUACAAAAGGGUAAAAUUACCUCCACAUCGCUCGGCCGGUUCGCGUGCGUCGCCAUGGCGGGAAUCUGCAUGGAAUACAUCCUUUUUGGAUUCGCCGAGGGCGGUCUGAGCGACGUACAACAACUCGACGGAUUGCUGCGCGCGUUGGCGUUUACGCAGAAAAAGUCUGAUUCGGAAGUUCGAUGGGCGGUGUUGAACACGACGAGUCUGUUACGUAGACACUUAGGGUUGACGGAGAAGCUCGCGGAUUACAUGGCGCGCGGAGCGAGUGUGGGCGAGUGCGUGGCGCUGAUCGAGAAGGAAGUCGAAACCGCCGAAUUCGUUUGA
Molecule: messenger RNA, 879 nt
Organism: Ostreococcus lucimarinus CCE9901
Lineage: Eukaryota; Viridiplantae; Chlorophyta; Mamiellophyceae; Mamiellales; Bathycoccaceae
Exons: 1
Coding region: 1-879 (292 amino acids)
Biological process (GO): proteolysis
Molecular function (GO): ATP binding; ATP-dependent peptidase activity; metalloendopeptidase activity
Source: RefSeq, a predicted model, not a curated record